Messenger RNA from Phialemonium atrogriseum, 1315 nucleotides. RefSeq lists its product as uncharacterized. The coding region runs from base 167 to 1051 and encodes 294 amino acids. The transcript has a single exon. NCBI's taxonomy places the organism in Eukaryota, Fungi, Ascomycota, Sordariomycetes, Cephalothecales, Cephalothecaceae. The record is from RefSeq and is a predicted model, not a curated record.
GCCAUCUUUUGCCCCCAUUGGACAGCUACCUAACCCCGCAAGGCACAAGUUGUCCGUUGAUGCCUAAUGGUUUUCUGAUUUUCCCACCAGGAUCAUGAUCAGACACCAACAACUCCAACCGCCGUAACAGCAAGACCCUAGAAGCGCCUCGACCGCAAACUCCUCAAUGCACCUUCUUAACUUCCCUAUAGAGAUCCGCCUUCUAAUUUAUUCCGAGCUCCUCGUCCAAGACAGCCCUGUCGAGCUUGUUUUGAACUAUGGUCCCUGCAACCCGCGCCUCUUUCGGUUCGAAGGGCAAGGUCUCAAUCCGGCCCUUCUCCGUGUCAACAAGACGGUGAAUGAAGAGGCCAUAGCGUUCCUCUAUUCAAACAACGGCUUUCGGUUUCCUGAUGCGUACACCUCUUUCAACACUGAUACGGACUCGAUAUCGGACAACUCGGACGGCUCGGACGGCACGUACGUACCAUGCAUCGCGCCGUUCCUUCAACAAAUUGGGGCCAAUGCAGCCCUUUUGCGGCAUAUCUGCAUCAACUUCCCGACCUCGUUCGAUUCCGCAAACUGGGAAAAUCCUUUCCCGUGCGAGGAAUAUCUUCAAGUCCUUCAACUUAUCCGGGAAACCUGCCCGGGUUUAAGGACAGUCGAGAUAUCGAGCAAGCCACCCGGCGGUAUAUUCUCGCUCCGUGCUGUUGACCGGGCUGCAGAGAUGCUGAGAGCGCUAGACGACGGCGGCUUUAAGGCUAUGCCGUCGCUGGAGAAGAUUGUUGUGGUUCGUGAGGAGUACGAUAUUGACGAGGAGGUUAUGGCCCUUCGCGAGAGCAUAAUGCAGAGGAUGCCGAGCUGCAAAUGGUCUAUCGAGCUUACAAAGGUCCUACCUGAUGUUUGGACCUCUUGUGAUGACAGGGUUGUGUUUGACAACUAUGAGGAUUGUUGGAGGUAUGACGCAGAGAUGUUAAACAGGCAAAUGGAGAGGGAGGAGCGGGAGCAUUGGGAGGAGGAAUGCUACCACCGGAGGAAUGACCCAUAUUGGAAGAAUGAUUCAGACUACGAUUAGUUUUGCUUUGGCGGGCGGGGCCUCACGUCGCCGGGUAGGAUGAUUACUGGGAACGAGUGCCUGGGACCGCCUGAAAUCUUUCGAGGGCGAUGGCGAGCGCCUGCCUUGGGGGGUGGCGGGACAGUGGGGUUAGGUGGACCUGGAGAGGUUUAUCGUGCGGAACGGACGGAAGACGAGGGAGGUGUUACUGGGCGAGGCGCCUAGGAUAUUGAGGAGAAGGAGGAAGGGGAGGAAACAUGGACUGUUCAAUGGAGGUGGUGGGGU